UGAGAACAUGACACUCACAAUAUGGCGGACGCGCUGGCGUAGCGUUCCCAUUGCGUAACGACGCCAGUAUGUCGGCGUUUCCGCUUAAACCGGAAGAAGAUGAUCUCCAGGAGCAAUUGAACACGUUUGUGGAGUUAGGAAAAAGUCGCUAAAUGCGCUUCUUCCUGCUGAAGAUCACCUCGUCGAGUUGAACUGAGAGCGAUGGCUGGUCCGGAGCUCCUGCUGGACUCCAGCAUUCGGUUGUGGGUGGUCCUACCCAUCGUCUUCAUCACCUUCUUCGUCGGGGUCCUGCGUCACUACGUUAGCCAGCUGCUGCACAGUGACAAGAAGGUGGACCUGGUGCAGGUCUCUGACAGUCAGGUGCUGCUGCGCAGCCGCGUCCUCAGAGAGAACGGGAAGUACAUCCCCCGACAGUCGUUCGCCAUGAGGAAACAUUACUUCAACAAUGCAGAAACCGGCUUCUUCAAGAAGGUCAAGAGGAAGGUGGUCCCCAAGAACCCCAUGACAGACACCAGCAUGUUGACGGACAUGAUGAAGGGGAACCUGACCAACGUGUUGCCCAUGAUUCUGAUCGGUGGAUGGAUCAACUGGGCCUUCUCUGGUUUUGUUAUUACGAAGGUGCCGUUCCCUCUGACUCUGAGGUUCAAGCCCAUGUUACAGAGAGGCAUCGACCUGCUGUCACUGGAUGCUUCCUGGGUGAGCUCGGCCUCCUGGUACUUCCUGAACGUUUUCGGGCUGAGGAGCAUGUACACCCUGAUUCUGGGUCAGGACAACGCUGCUGACCAGUCACGGAUCAUGCAGGACCAGAUGACCGGUGCUGCCAUGGCAAUGCCCCCUGACCCCAACAAGGCUUUUAAGACUGAGUGGGAGGCGCUGGAGGUCCUUAACCACAAGUGGGCUCUGGAGAACGUGGAGGAGGAGCUCAUGUCCAAAGAUCUCAACUUUGGAAACCUUUUCAGCGCUGACAUCAAGCCUGAUAUGUUUUGAACCGGGUCAGAACAGGAACAAACCCGAACGGCCAACCUGAGGACGGUUCUGGGCCUUUAUUUUACAUUUCAGUGUUUGAGCUUUUUCACCUCACAUUGUUCUGAUUCCAGUGACCCAAACCUCAGUGUGUUCUUUUAAAGGACUGGAUGAGUGGUUCUCCAGGCUUUCUAAAGGUCUUCCCUUUCUGAGGAGGAUCUUUGUGCAGGAACCAGAACCGAGACAUUAAACAGGAUGCUGGUGCCGAAGCCAGAGUCCUAAGAAAGCCCUUCAGGAAAUCCAGAGAACUGUUGAUCCAGACCCCCUUCAUGGACUACAGAAGGUCCAGCUGCCUGAAAAGAGAACCUGAAGGAACAAGGACCGGACCAGGAGUUUAAGAUCUUUUGUGAAUGUUUUAUUCAGACGUUUUCUGGAAUAAAUCUAAAGUCAGAA
This is a messenger RNA of Girardinichthys multiradiatus, 1416 nucleotides long. RefSeq names its product ER membrane protein complex subunit 3-like. Bases 202 to 987 code for a protein of 261 amino acids. The transcript has 9 exons. The record is from RefSeq and is a predicted model, not a curated record. Gene Ontology annotation, cellular component: membrane; EMC complex. Lineage: Eukaryota; Metazoa; Chordata; Actinopteri; Cyprinodontiformes; Goodeidae. Gene Ontology annotation, biological process: protein folding in endoplasmic reticulum.